This is a messenger RNA of Vigna unguiculata (cowpea), 639 nucleotides long. Its product is annotated as germin-like protein subfamily 3 member 3. The record is from RefSeq and is a predicted model, not a curated record. Lineage: Eukaryota; Viridiplantae; Streptophyta; Magnoliopsida; Fabales; Fabaceae. Gene Ontology annotation, molecular function: manganese ion binding.
AUGAAUUCAUCAGAAGAGAUGAUUCUGAUGCUCAUACUUUGUUGUCUUGUUUCAUCCACUUCCCAUGCUUCCCCUCUGCAAAAUUUCUGCAAGGCAGACCUCAACGGUCCAAACAGCCCUGCUGGCUAUAACUGCCUCCCUUAUGAUGCAGUAACAGCUGCAGACUUCAAGUACAGUUUUAAUGGAGCACCAAGCAUUGCAGUCCCAUCCAACACUGUACUAUUCCCUGCAUCUGUUACUGAGGUUCCUAUUCUCAAUGGUCUUGGCAUUUCUGGAGGAUGUGUAGAGAUCGAGGAAGGUGGAAUUGUUCCGGUGCACGAUCAUGCUGCCACUGAAAUACUAUUAGUGCAACAAGGUGAAAUCACCGUUGGACUCUUUACACCUCGGAAAGCUUAUCAAAAUACACUCCAACAGGGAGAUCUCGUGGUUUUUCCAGAAGGACUGCGCCAUUAUCUUAUCAAUUCCGGUACCGGGAAAGCCACUGCUUUCGCCGCUUUUAGUAGCGCUAACCCUCGUUUCCGUUUUCUUCCAAUAGAACUCUCUGCCAACGACGUCCCUAGCGCCAUCAUUGCCCGAACCACCUUCCUUGAUGAACCCCAAGUCAGGAAGCUCAAGGCUUUUUUCAAUGGCACCGGCUAG